GCAGGCGCGUGCACGUCCGAGAAGCUGAGUUGGAGGAUCAUGGCGGAGCGCAGGAGGCAUAAGAAACGGAUCCAGGAGGUGAGUGAGCCCACCAAGGAGGAAAAGGCAGUGGCCAAGUACCUCCGCUUCAACUGCCCCACCAAGUCCACAAACAUGAUGGGCCACCGAGUGGACUACUUCAUUGCUUCUAAGGCAGUUGACUGUUUACUGGACUCCAAGUGGGCCAAGGCAAAGAAAGGAGAGGAGGCGCUUUUCACCACCAGGGAAUCUGUGGUGGAUUACUGCAACAGGCUCCUAAAGAAACAGUUUUUCCAUCGAGCUCUCAAAGUAAUGAAGAAAAAACUUGAGAAAGACACCAAGAAAGAGAAGGAGAAAGACAAAGACAAAGAGAAGAUCAAGAGUGACAGCAGUAAAGAGGAGGAGAAAAAAGGAAAGAAGGAGAAAGAGAAGAAGAAGGAGUCUGAAACUGGGGAAAGCAAGAAAGACAAGAAUGAUGACAGUCCUGGAACCCCUAAAAAGAAGAAAGAGGUAAAGAAGAAGUUUAAACUGGAGCCCCAUGAGGAUCAGCUGUUUCUGGAUGGAAAUGAGGUAUAUGUGUGGAUUUAUGAUCCUGUUCAUUUCAAGACGUUUGCCAUGGGACUGAUCCUCGUCAUUGCAGUGAUAGCAGCCACGCUGUUCCCACUUUGGCCAGCAGAAAUGCGCGUGGGAGUGUACUAUCUAAGUGUUGCAGCCGGCUGCUUUGUGGCCAGUAUAUUGCUCCUUGCUGUUGCCCGCUGCAUCCUCUUCCUGAUCAUCUGGUUAGUGACUGGUGGACGCCACCACUUCUGGUUCCUCCCCAACCUGACAGCAGAUGUGGGUUUCAUCGACUCCUUCAGGCCGCUAUACACGCAUGAAUACAAGGGUCCACGAAGCAGUUCUAAGAAAGCCUUAGACAAGGCAGACGACAAGUCCGGGGACAGCAUCGCCUCCAUCAAGGCCCAAAAGUCGGACAGUGACGAGAAAUCAGACAGCGAGAAGAAGGACGCAGACGACGAGGAGGAGGAUGAGGACGAAGAGAGCAAAGAGGCGGGGCCGGAGGAGGGUAAAGAAGCAGAGGAGGAGGAAACGGGCGGAGAACGGAACUCAGACACAGACAGCGACCGAAGGGAAGACGAAGGCUCGCAGCACAGCAACGGAAACGACUUUGAGAUGAUCACCAGGGAGGAGCUGGAGCAGCACACGGAGGAGGAAGAGGAGGGGGAGGAGGAAGACAAGGAGACGCAAGAGAGGAAAGAGGGCAGUGGGAGUGAGACUAAACCCCAGACUGUUGAAACAUAAACUCUUCCAAUGCCAUCACUCUGUACUUUCCUCUGUCCUUCCUCCCUUCCUCCUGUGAUCCCAGGACCUGCCAGUCCAGUCUCGGCCGUGGCCGUGCACAGGCUCCAUCUCUUGUUGUUGAGAUCUUCCACUAAACAGUACCGACAGACACAACAGUGAAAAGGAAACGGCUAUGACAAUGGGGGAAAACGUAAAAGAAAAAAAAGAAAAGAAGCCUUAUGGUGGAUUGGACUCCUCUCACCCCAACGUUAUUUAUGUUUCAUACAAGUGAAAACUGCCACCGGACCUGUUUGCCUGAGGAAGUUGUCAACAAAAACACCUUUGGCUGUUUUGUGCCCACCAGAACAUGAACAGCCCCAGUCGAGGGGUUUUAUUUGUUUGUUUUUGUAGUUUCUCAUGUCGUCAAGUUGCUUUUCUUGCCAUCAUUUCAACUCAGAUCGUUUCAUGUUUUAUUUAUGUUCCCUGUCUUCAGUUUGAUGUCUUGUCCUUAGGGUCAGAUACAGAUCUUAGGUACAGAUUCAUACUAAACUGACCAGUACAUGAGGAUCUUGUGUGUGUGUCCCCCCUCCUCCUUUUGGUUUCAUUGUUGUCUCUGCAUUGUUGGUACAAUCACAGUAGUUUAUGGCUUUUUAACAGAACCCCCCGUCCCCCCCAGAUUUUUUGCCGUUUUAACACUCGGUGAGCCAUCUCUGCCAGGAGCACACUUGACACCCUGUUGAAUGCCAGCGAGUCUGAUAGCUUUCUCAGGCAGCACUGAGAGCAAACUGACCAGCAUGUCUGCUUUGUCACUGAAACCCCAAAUAAGCCGGAUGGACCAAAUCCUGUAGUUUCCUCAAAGAAACCUAAAGUCAACCGUAUUGUGGCUGGGUAGAGAGUUUGGAGAGCGUUACAGCGUGGCUCUUUAAGGUACUUGACCAUUUUGACACGUUUUUGUGACUGGCUCAUGAUCAUAGUGCAGUUCUCUACAGUCUGAAGUCUUGUUCAUAUUUAACAACGUGGAAGUCGUCUUUAGGAGUAAAUGGGACACAGCUGGUGUACUUAAUUUUCUUUUUUAAAAAAAGAAUGCAGCAUUGUUGUACAACUAAAGUCAGAAGUUACAGAGUUCACAGAUUUACUGUCUAUUUGAACCAGAUUUAAAGUAAAGCAAACUAGUGCCAAACACAACUACUAAUGUUAUGCAUGCUGAUUUAAUAUGGAGCGGCGAGUGUGAGCGAAGGGGGUUUUGCUACAUUUGUUCAUCGUUUCAUUUUGUAUCUGCAUCAAACUCCUUUCACCUCUUUGGAAAAAAAACCCUAAAUAAACAGAUAAGGCAUAGCACAACAUUGUUAGUGUGUAGCUAAACAAAUGUUUUUGGUCUCAAUGAAACCAUUUAUUAAGAGUGGUCGCUUUACACUCGCAUCCUGAGCUGACAGCGUCCUGCGUACUCACACACAAGCCGUCAUGUGUGGAAAUAGUGGAUGCGCUUCCACUCUAAAUCCAGUUCCACUGACCAGAACAACCACAGAUCCCAGUCUGAGCUCUGUGACUGGCAGCUGAGGUCCUGUUCUGACACUCAGGCAGGUGGUGCUGCUGCAGUGACCGAGGUCCAAACUGUUUGUUCACAUUACCUUCUGACUAGAAAUGUUUUAGAUGCAUUUUUUUAGCCAUAGCAAGGAUUAUAUUUAAGUCUAAACAUAGAAAUGUAUCAUUUAUAUAUGAAUUCUAUUGAUAUAUCAAAUAUAUACAAACUUAGUCUAAGGAAUUAUUAAAAAAAAACAUCUUUUUCUUUCUUUUCUAUUGUAUUAGCAGUUCUCAUUUGUAUUCCCCAGAUUGUCAUUUUUGUUUUUUGUACGAUCAUCAGUUUAACAGUGUCAAGAAUUUCUAUAGAAUUAACAGUCAGAAUUUUUGUUUUGCCAUGUGGCCACAUCUGUAUUUUUUCUCACUGAAAACGGUCAGUCAUUAACUUGAGGUUAUAAAACCAGUGGCUUGUGUAACCGUGACAACAACCUGCCGUUUCCCACCUAAUCUGAUGUGGCCAUCUUUCACACAAACUGUUUUCAUUUAAUCCACGCUGCUUUCUGUACAAAAAUGUCCCUUUGUUUACCUAAAUAUAAAGUCACCUAGACUGCAUUUAGCCUUUUGUUUCUCUGUAUCUUCUACUUUUUCUGAUCUACAAACCUUCUCGUGCUCUUGUUGUUUUCGAGUAUAUUUUUUUUUGGCUCCCUAAUGGGCAAAGUGCAUCUCUGUGUCCUGUUGUCGUCUGCAGAGUCACCAGUCUCUGUACUCCAAAUACUGGUAUAUCCAUGUCACAAAAGAGAAAAAAAAAUCUCCAAUUGUUCUUGACUGUUGCACAGUAUCGGUCUGUUGUAUAUUGUAGUAUUACUCUCUAUGCUGCUGCUUUUCACCGCACAUUUCUGGGGGAAAUAAAGUGAAAUUGUAAACAUCUAUGUUUUAUCUCUGGUCAAAAAAAAUGUGUCUUUUGAUCACAUAGUUGUCCACAUUUGGAUCGAUAUCAUUCUCAAGACUGUCUCAUGCAAUAUUAGAGUAUAAUUUAAUAAAUUGGAUGUCUGGAAAUAUAUCUGUAUCUUAUCAUUGCAAUAAAAAUAUAGAAAGCA
Messenger RNA from Sphaeramia orbicularis (orbiculate cardinalfish), 3911 nucleotides. RefSeq names its product SEC62 homolog, preprotein translocation factor (gene sec62). The coding region runs from base 40 to 1317 and encodes 425 amino acids. Gene Ontology annotation, cellular component: endoplasmic reticulum; endoplasmic reticulum membrane. The record is from RefSeq and is a predicted model, not a curated record. Gene Ontology annotation, biological process: post-translational protein targeting to membrane, translocation. NCBI's taxonomy places the organism in Eukaryota, Metazoa, Chordata, Actinopteri, Kurtiformes, Apogonidae. The transcript is spliced from 8 exons.